Girardinichthys multiradiatus is the source of this 3368-nucleotide messenger RNA. Its product is annotated as CD209 antigen-like. The transcript has 11 exons. The record is from RefSeq and is a predicted model, not a curated record. Bases 178 to 1152 code for a protein of 324 amino acids. Lineage: Eukaryota; Metazoa; Chordata; Actinopteri; Cyprinodontiformes; Goodeidae. Gene Ontology annotation, molecular function: signaling receptor activity.
UCUGAGAAUGAGGAAGAUAUUUUCAAUAAAAAGGAGAAUCACUUCAAUUUCACUGCUUACUGCACUGACAUUUAAGGAACAAACUUGGUCUUCAGGACUGAGAACCAUUAAAGGAAACCAGCUGAAGAAGAUAUCCCUGUUACAAAUCAGUUACUUGGAGCUGUUUCAAAACCAAAGAUGGCUUUUUAUAAAGAGCAAUAUGAUAUGUCUGCAGCAAAUGAUGAAAUCAGUACUACUGUUAAUUCCAGUAACGAUAUUCUGAACAGGCACUCACAUGAAGACAGCAAAGCUCCUUCUGCAGCAUCUGGAGUUCAACUGUACAGAUUUGGCACAGUUACCUUCGGACUUGUAGCUCUAGUGCAGCUUGGUCUUAUCACCUUUCUUGCUCUCCGUAUUCAAGCCAGUCAGAAAAAUCUAACUGAAGUGAAAGAACAGUUAAUCAGAGCCAUCUACAAUACUGAGGCCAAUUACACAAAUGUGCGUGAAAAGAAAGAUGACCUGAAGAGGGCGCUGAAUGACUUUAGUUUUCAGCUCAACUCCCUGACUGAAGAAAGAGACAAAUUGAAGAUUGUUAACUAUGAAAUGGAAACCAGAAGUAAAAACUUGACAGAAGAGAGAGAUGAACUCCAGGGGAAGCUGAAUAAUUUAGUUUCAAAGCAGAAUUCAUUGACUAAGGAGAGAGACAAUUUAACCAGGAUAAACUCUGACACUGAGGCCAGGUCCAGAAUAAUCUCACUGGAAAGAGAUAAACUGAGGAAGAGGCUCACCACCUUAGCUCAAUCAGGAUGGACACUUUUCAGAGGCAGCGCGUACUACAUUUCUUCUACAACAAAGACCUGGCAAGAAAGUAGAAUUUACUGUCUUUCAGCAGAUGCAGACCUGAUGAUUAUCAACAGCAAAGAAGAACAGGAUUUUGCAAACAGUUUCCAGAUCUACAUGUGGAUCGGCCUGACUGACUUAAGGACAGAGGGAACGUGGGAAUGGGUGGAUGGGAGUCCACUGACCACAAGCUACUGGGGCACAACAGAGCCAAACGGUAAAACAGAAGAAAACUGUGGGGAUAUAAAGACUUUUACCACAGAGAGAAGCUGGAAUGAUGAAAACUGUUCUCAUUCCCUUAAAUGGAUUUGUGAAAUGAAGCUUACCCAAUAACAGAGGUAGAAAUCAGAAAUCAUUGCUUGCUUUUUGUACAUAUAACAUGACAGGUUAGCUUUAGGUCAGGCUGCUGUUUUAGAUUUCCUCAUUCUGCUUACUAAAUGAAAAAUCAAUACAUUAUGCGUGUUUUUUAUCAACAUUAUCCUCGCCAAACACCACAUAUUUGAAUAAAUCAGUCCUCCUGUUCAGGUCACUUUUAGUGAAAACUAGCCGGGUCCUACAGGUUUUAACUGUUAAAAUGAGCAAUUUCUCAUGUUUCAGUUAGUAAAGAACUCAAAUGCAGAGAUAAACUGAAAUGAAGAUGAGUACUUUAAUAAUGAAAUAAAGAAAACUUACAAAAUUGUCUUGCACAAAUAGAAUGGAGAUGAAGCAGAGGAAAUGGACCGGGCAUGGAACGACAAAGUUAAACAGACGAAUCCAGCACAGAACAAUGAAAACUAUUGAGCUUAUAUGCUGAGGCAGGGGUGGAAGGUGAUCAAUAAACCAGAGGAGCUAAUCAGCAGAAAUAAAGAGCAGCUGAGGAGAGUGAAGGCAGAGAAACUGAAGAAGGGAGACUAACUAAUUAAAUAGAACAGAGCUGAACAGACACACAAAGAAACCCAGGGAAGAAUCUAACAGAAAUCCAAUUGGAAAUAACUGUAGAUGUAAAAAGACCACUGGAACAAAACACAAAAUAAAGAAUUAAUAAGGGAAACAAUAAUUAGCACAGGAAAAUGAGUUGAAGACCGCAAGACCUUAAAAACAUAGUAAACACCUAGGACAUUGUUAGAAUACACACACAAAAGAAAAUCAAUCAAAACCCAAACACCUCAGGAUCGUAACAAAUCGUUAAAAAUUCUCUCUCAACUAGGACCAGAAAAGUAGCAACAGCUCAUCCAAACAUGGUGAGAGCCAUUCUGAAUGUUACCUCACUGACCUGUGCAUCUAAGACUUGUAAAAAUAAUAAGAGAUAAUCAUAUUCUAGAUUGCUCUAGAAUAGAAUUUGGGACAUUUUCAAAUUGUAUUCAAUCUGUUGACUAAAUCUGUAAAGAGCUCAGACAAAGAAGAAAGAAAAAGAGUUCAUACUGUUUACCUUCAUCAUGGCCUCAUCGAGGAAAACAAUUAAAAGUCAAUUAAGCCCAUAUGCCUUUAAGAGUUCUGUUUGUUUUAUAUUAAAUUUCCACUUAGAGAUCGGUUAAUAAAUAAAAAUAAAUGCAAUCACAGACAUUUUUCUACCCCUGUGUACAUGCGUUUUCUGGUGUUUUGAAGUUAAACAUUGCAAAAUGAUACCAGCAAAUACAGACAUGUUUUUAGGACAAUUUUGUUUCAUUUUUUUCACAGACAGCACAGUAGAGAAGAUGUUAGCACUGAAGGUCCUGGUUUUAAAACCAAACUGUUCUCCCCAUGCAUGUGUAGGUUUUCUCCAUGGGCUCCAAUUUCUUCCUAAACUCCAAAAAUAUAAAUUUUAAGUUUAUUCAUUUAAGUACAUUCUAGAUUGAGUUUAGAGUUGAUGUUUUUUAUAUGUGUUGGCUCUGUAAUGGGCUCCGUACCUGUCCAGGAUGUACACUGCUUCUCACCCAUUUACCAAUGGAAACAGGCACCAGCCCUAUGACUCCAAGUAGGAAUGGCCAAAUAAAUGGAUGCUACUUUUCACUCAAUGCAUUUCAUGUUUUGUUCUUUACAUUUUACAGUCUGACUCAAAAGACAGUAACAUUCAUAUAGUCUUAAUUAUAGUCCCUAUAUUAAGGAUUGAACAGUAGUUAAUGUGAUGUUCAAAGCUUGGAAAAUUGUCGUAUAACAAACAAUGCUUUAUGACUGUGUACAGCCUUGGUCUUAAUGAUGCUGCUUGUUCACUGAUGUUCUGUAACGUAGCUCUCAGGUCUUCACAGAACAUCACAGAUACUGAGAUUGAACCACAUACAACUGGACCUUAUAAGUAGGUGACUUCUGAUGGGAUGGCAUUUUGUUCAAGGGAAUCAGAGUAAAGGGGAUUAAAUGCAAAUUCCUUGCUGGACAUUUUAUAUUGUUCUCCUUUUUUUAUUUAAUUUCACAGUCAUACUCUUUGUGUUUAUCUUCGUGGUGUAUAUUAAUGCCAUUUUACAUUACAUCACUGCAUAAUUAAUAACUAAACCAGUCAUAUAUUUCAACAUUAUUUGAACAAUGUAAAUAUAAAUCUGACAUGACUUCUGUUUCUUUGCCAUUAAACAAUAAAUGAAUAUAGAUUUGAAAAUGUA